CGGAGCAUAAAUUUUCUUGAAGUUACUCUCAUUUAUCCAUUUGUGUCGUCCAUCUUGUAAUCCCCCCCACAUGAACCGGAAGUCCGACCGGGACGAUUGAUCAUUUUUUUUUUUUUACAUGCCAGUCUGCUGCUGGCAACUGGCAGAAGCAGAGUGGAGGAGGAGGGAGUUUUUUGUGGCCGCAGUUUUUGCUUAGAUUUUUGCAGGAUAACCCGUCAACGCCCACCUAAGCCCAAAUGGCCACUCCUUCGAUUCUGAGUUUUAGAGCGACCACGUCUCACUUUCUUCUUCCCCCGCCUCCCUUCUCGUUCUCUCUCGGAAAACCACAAUCACCAUCAUCGUCCUCGUUGUCUACGUCCCUCAACUCCAUCAGGAUGAUGCAGCAGGGCAAUGAGAUUACAGAGGAGGCCGCGGGGAAGGCCGACGCCAAUGCGGGCCCGACAAAGAAAGUCUUCGUCGCCGGCGCGACGGGAAGCACUGGCAAGAGAAUCGUCGACCGGCUGCUCGCCAAGGGUUUCGCUGUCAAGGCCGGGGUCCGCGACAUCGACGGGGCGAGAGCGGCCUUCCCCCAGAACAACCCAGCUCUUCAAAUUGUGAAAGCUGAUGUGACGGAAGGGUCCGAGAAGCUGGCUGAAGCAAUUGGCGGUGACUCCGAGGCUGUGAUUUGUGCCACCGGGUUUAGGCCAGGGUGGGAUUUGUUUGCUCCUUGGAAGGUUGAUAAUUUUGGCACUGUCAAUCUUGUUGAAGCUUGCCGCAAACGUGGAGUGAACAGAUUCAUCCUAAUUAGUUCUAUCUUAGUAAACGGAGCUGCUAUGGGGCAGUUACUUAAUCCCGCUUACAUCUUCCUAAAUGUUUUUGGUCUCACCUUAGUUGCCAAGCUUCAGGCAGAGCAACAUAUCAGGAGAUCCGGAAUAAACUACACCAUAGUAAGGCCUGGUGGUUUGCGUAAUGAACCUCCCAAGGGUAAUAUCGUCAUGGAGCCUGAGGAUACUCUGUAUGAAGGCUCUAUUUCCAGAGACCAAGUUGCAGAAGUUGCUGUUGAGGCCUUAAACCUUCCGGAAUCCUCUUACAAAGUUGUCGAGAUAGUCGCCCGCGAAGAUGCUCCAAAGCGUUCGUUUGAAGAACUGUUUGGUUCCAUUAAGCAGCAGUGAAAUAUUAAAUUUCGCGAUACGGAAUUUUUCUCAGGCAUUAUUCACUUUAGUUUCGCUAUGUACAUGCGACGCCACAUGUUGUACAUUGCUUACAAAGAGCAGAAACAUGUCGUUAUCCUUUGACGAGCAAAUACUUUAAUGAUGUACUUAAGUAUUCUAUGCA
This is a messenger RNA of Rhodamnia argentea, 1314 nucleotides long. RefSeq lists its product as uncharacterized. The transcript is spliced from 5 exons. The coding region runs from base 237 to 1151 and encodes 304 amino acids. The record is from RefSeq and is a predicted model, not a curated record. NCBI's taxonomy places the organism in Eukaryota, Viridiplantae, Streptophyta, Magnoliopsida, Myrtales, Myrtaceae.